CUCUUUUAAUUACCCUUUUAAAAGAGUUGUCACAUGUCGAAGCCUGCUUUCGCGAGAAAAUGGGCACGACAGCAGGCAUCAGUGAGUUUUCCGAGGUGAGACCGUCCCCCUACGAGGAGGAGGAAGGACACUCAACUUUCAAAUCAAAGAAGGAUAAGAAGAGAAAAAGAUCCUCGAAGGACGAGAAUUCUCAUAGCAAAGCGGGGUAGGCUCGGGGGCCCGAGGAGGGCGUUGUUGCUGACGAAGAUUUCAUCUAUAUUGGUAGCUCUGAGGAUAUCAGGGUAUCUGGAGAGGACGAUUCUAUAACGGCGGCUCGAACCAGGAGGUCUCCCGAGUUUGUCGAACCUGCUGGGCCGAAACCCCUAAUCUUGAGGGAGAGGCUCCACAAGAGAGGGGGCGAAGGUCCUUCAGUACCUGAUUUGGCAGUUGGUUCUCGGGCAACGGGAAUUACCCUGAGGGAAACGGACUUUGUCAUGUCCCCGCCCGAAUAGGGCACUUCUGGUUGCUCUACCGGGUUAAUGAGACCGAGCCGCUAGAUACGAAGUCUACCUUCGAGGAAGCCGAGUGGCUCUGCUAUAUGGUGAGUUUUAUUAUAACUUUUAAUCUUCAUAUUUUCUCCUGUUUAACUGAACUUUUCUUUCUCAUAGGCCUUCGAUAACCUCAAGUCUUGGCUUAUUUGCUGUGAUGCUAAGUUGCAUAGAGCUUUAAAUGGGGAGAGAUCUCUCAAGUUUCUUUGCGAAAAGAAGAUAAGAGAGCUGAUACAUCUCUGAUCGGAGUUGGACUGAAGCCGAGUUUAUGAAGACAACCUUGAGAAACAGAAAAAGACAGAGAUGCUAGAGCGCAUUCGAGGUGAAGUCAACCAGGUCAAUUCUAAAUGUAACGAUUUGAAGGCACAGAUAGAUGUUCAUGUUGCGGCCAAAAGGAAUGCUUUGGCUAAGGCCUCUACCCUCGAGAUACAGCUUCGUACUGCUCGAGAAGGUGACUCGAUCUAGAUGAGCAAAAUUGCUAAGCUUGAAAUAGAUCUUUUGAAGCUGAAGGCCGAAGUCGUAGACGCUCGAGCUAAUGCCGAUGAGGUCCGAGCAAAGGCCGACAAGAAUGUGGCCAUCUAUCUAAAAGAUGCCUCUAAAGCUCGUGCGAAGUUGAGGGAGGACUCCAAUCGAGAGAGGAGAAGCAAUGAAUAUGCCUGGUGCAAAUCCCGGAGGGAAACUCUCGAUGAGAUUUAUGGUAAGGGCUUUGAUCUCUCGGGGGAGAUAGAGCAAGCCAAGGAGGAUGAGUUCGAUGCCAAGUUCCUCAUUUCUGAUGAUGAAGACAAUGAGGAGGGGGCCGGUGAGGGAGAAGGUUCUGAUGGAGUCGAUGGUGACAUAGUCCCCGAGGAGGAAAUGGCUGAGUCCCCGAGGGUAGACUAGGCUUUUCUUUCUUGUUCCUUGUAUAGGGCUCCUUGCGGGAGUGGUGUAAAUGUACCUUUGUAUCGUCAUCCUUAAAUAAGAAAGGAAACCUUUGGUUUUCCCUUUGUAUGAAUUUCCACUUUCUUA
Molecule: messenger RNA, 1532 nt
Organism: Nicotiana tabacum (common tobacco)
Lineage: Eukaryota; Viridiplantae; Streptophyta; Magnoliopsida; Solanales; Solanaceae
Source: RefSeq, a predicted model, not a curated record